This is a messenger RNA of Entrophospora candida, 1056 nucleotides long. The record is from the annotation of a GenBank genome assembly. NCBI's taxonomy places the organism in Eukaryota, Fungi, Glomeromycota, Glomeromycetes, Entrophosporales, Entrophosporaceae.
AUGUCAGAAAAAGAUUUAUCUUCCUAUUUAAAAGAAAAUGGGUUUAUUAUUCCUAAUGCUGAAAUUUAUGGCGGCUUAGCUAAAUCUCCUUAUAAUGUGGGAGUUGACAGCCAAAUAAUUACUCAUCCCCAAGUUUUAACUGCUUCGGGACAUCUCAAAGAAUUUUAUGACUGGGCGGUAGAGUGUUCGAAAUGUAGAAAAUUUUAUCGUUUAGAUAAAAUUCUUUCCGAAAAAGAUUACUCGGAUUAUUUAAAGUUAAACGAAGAAGACAAGUAUUCUUAUAAAAUGCCCGAAAGGUGUCCUGGCUGUGGCAAAGAAAUUAAUAAAAGUCCGCAAAAGCGUAGCACUCAUCGAAAAUUACCUUUUGGAGUUGGGCAAAUUGGUAAGAGUUUUCGAAAUGAAAUUACACUUCGUCAUGAUUUGGUAAAAGAGGAAUUACCCCAUUAUGCCAAGAAAACAAAGGAUUUCUAUUUCAGUUAUCAUUUCGGUUGGGGAGAAAUAUGUAGCAAUAGUCACCGUGGUAAUUAUGAUUUGACCCAACACAGCGACCAUUCUAGCGAAUUUUUAGGAGUAAAAAUAAGGGAAAAUAAUGAAGACAAAGAGCAAAAAAUCAUUCCCCAAGUUAUUGAAGUUUCCUUUGGAGUAGAAAGAUUAAUGUUGGCGGUUUUGGAAGAUGCUUACCGAGAAGAAAUAGUAACUAGUUCUCAAUUAACUCGUGAAGUUUUAAGACUUCAUCCUCUCUUAGCCCCUUAUUUUGUGGCCGUAAUUCCUUCAAGAGAUUCCUUACGAAAAAAAUCCUAUGAAUUAUAUUGUGAAUUACUGAAAAAUCCACUUUUUUCAGUUGCUUAUGAAGAGACUGGUAGCAUUGGAAAUCGCUAUCGCCGCCAAGACGCGAUUGGAACUUAUUAUUGUCUAACUGUGGAUACUCUAACUGUUAGCGAAUUUAUAGAUGAUAAGUCUAAUCCUGAUUAUAACACUGUUACUCUUCGUCAUCGCGAUACUAUGAAACAAGAAGAAAAAAGGAUAAAUAUUGCAAAAGAAGAGAAUAAAAUCUGA